Messenger RNA from Alosa alosa (allis shad), 870 nucleotides. RefSeq names its product histone H2A-like. Gene Ontology annotation, cellular component: nucleosome. Bases 15 to 392 code for a protein of 125 amino acids. The record is from RefSeq and is a predicted model, not a curated record. The transcript has a single exon. Lineage: Eukaryota; Metazoa; Chordata; Actinopteri; Clupeiformes; Clupeidae. Gene Ontology annotation, molecular function: structural constituent of chromatin; protein heterodimerization activity; DNA binding.
ACACCUACUGAAAAAUGAGCGGCAGAGGCAAAACCGGUGGCAAGGCCAGAGCAAAGGCCAAGACUCGUUCUUCCAGGGCUGGACUUCAGUUCCCCGUGGGCCGUGUCCACAGGCUGUUGCGUAAAGGCAACUAUGCUCAGCGUGUCGGCGCUGGUGCACCAGUCUACUUGGCUGCUGUGCUCGAGUACCUGACUGCUGAGAUCCUGGAGUUGGCCGGCAACGCUGCCCGUGACAACAAGAAGACCCGUAUCAUUCCCCGCCAUCUGCAGCUGGCUGUGCGUAACGACGAGGAGUUGAACAAGCUGCUCGGCGGAGUGACCAUCGCUCAGGGUGGUGUACUGCCUAACAUCCAGGCUGUGCUGCUGCCCAAGAAGACUGAGAAGUCCAAGUAAACCUGCUCUCUCCAAGUCUCCUAAACAAAGGCUCUUUUAAGAGCCACCCAAAAACCAAUGAAAAAAAAACAUUCCAAGUUGCCUUCGCCAUUGACGUGUUUUCUGCAAAGUCAAUAUUUAUUCACAUACGUAGGCAAUGUACAAAGCCGUCGAGUAAACCGUGCCUUCCGGCCAAUAUCUGAUCACUCUUACCCCAGAAAAUCAACCACUAACUGUGUCUGAUGAGACAUAAGUCUUGUUGAAGAAUGUAAACCGUUCUUUCAUUUAUCACUCCGGACUGUUAGUUAAUCAUGAAAGGCUGCGAGAUGUUCCUGGGGCCUCGUAGUUCAAGGUGAUGACGCAGUCUUGUAAUUGGAUCAUUUAAAUUCUAUAUAAAAAUAUGGUAUUAGUGGUAGCUUGGGGUUUCCUGUUUAUAAACAAGCAACUAUUUGUAGGCUUUAACGUAGUGAAUACAAGCCAUCGUAGGUCAUAAUUUGUG